GAGUCACAACAAAUGAUGUUCAAAUUGCGUUUAGUUUUGGUCGUUUUUGUGACUUUCUCGCUUAUUUCCAUCAGCCUUUUGUGGACGUUUUUCACUGAGGAUAAAUCAGGAAUAAAUGGACAAUAUUUUGUUGAGCUAAAAUUAGAAAUGCGAGAUAUGAACACAGCGCUGCAGAAUAUUAGAACGCAAGUCACGGAUAUAAGAAACGAUAUAAAUAAGUUACAAGCACGAAAACCGCAACGAGUUGUAAAAGAUUUCAGAAAAAGAAGGAAAAUUUUACCAAAAUGGAUCGAGCGCUUCCAAGCUCCGCACUGGACGGAGUUCAAACCAUGGCGUGGAGUGCUGGUGUUCUUCGCAACUUAUCGUUAUGCGUAUUUUAGAAAAUGUCUCGAGUCCAUCGCUCUAGCUUCAACAGAUAUCGACAAUUCAUCGGUAUGUGUGUUUGUGCUCGAUCGUACACCAAAGACCACAGCUAGAGACGUGAAUCAAACGCUUGAGGUCAUUCGAAACGUGACGUUCUGCAAAGUCUUCGUGUGGACAGUCAAAGAGGAAAAUAAAGAGAAAAACUACGCUUUAAAAUUCAAACGUCACUGGUGGUUUGUUUUGGAGUCUGUCUUUAACGCAACUCUCACUGGGAACUCGUUUAACGGCUGGUUGCUUGGUUACAAGCACGACAUCUUGUUCGUCGAAGAGGACACUGUCCUAUCACCAGACUUCGUAAAGGUCAUGUGGUAUGCAAGCGAGGUGAAGCGACGUAAUGCUGACAUCAUACAGUUCGCGCUUGGCGGAUGGUCUGGAGAGAACAUGAUCAAUGCACAUCCGGACACGUUUAUCGUGCGUACCGCGCGAGAUAUGCGUGGGAUCGCGUACGGUAUUAACCAAUCGACGUGGUUGUACUUUAAAACCCUCGAGAAAGAGUUCAACGCCGAUAAGCAAGCCGAUUGGUGCGAAUCGAUGGGGUUGGUUCUGGGAAAACACAACGAUAACAAAGGGUUUAGGAUUGUCGUUCCAACGUUGAGUCGUAUUUGGCAUAUAGGUGUACAUGGUCUGGGGCCUGGAGGUGAUUUUUACUGGAAACGAGGCAUAACAGCACAACCUAACUGGGCACAUGCAAGCAGGUUACUUGAGCCAAAACAUGCCCAAGUUAAUCUUGGCCUCAGAGAUAUCCUGGGCUUUCUUUGUGAGAGCAGAAUUGAAUUUUGGUUUCUUAAAGAAACGGAGUGUCUCAACAGCUUCGCAAGAUGGAAAGGAAAGGAUAGAAACAGAAUAAUGUGUGUGAAACAGCCAUAUGUUCAUGAUCUGUGCGAUGUUUUUGUACCAAGUUGAAAUAUUUUAAAUAGAGAAA
This is a messenger RNA of Dendronephthya gigantea, 1345 nucleotides long. RefSeq lists its product as uncharacterized. The transcript has 3 exons. Gene Ontology annotation, cellular component: Golgi membrane; Golgi stack. NCBI's taxonomy places the organism in Eukaryota, Metazoa, Cnidaria, Anthozoa, Malacalcyonacea, Nephtheidae. Gene Ontology annotation, biological process: protein N-linked glycosylation; oligosaccharide biosynthetic process. Bases 13 to 1326 code for a protein of 437 amino acids. Gene Ontology annotation, molecular function: alpha-1,6-mannosylglycoprotein 2-beta-N-acetylglucosaminyltransferase activity. The record is from RefSeq and is a predicted model, not a curated record.